Messenger RNA from Daucus carota subsp. sativus, 1108 nucleotides. RefSeq lists its product as uncharacterized. Gene Ontology annotation, biological process: nucleobase-containing compound metabolic process. Gene Ontology annotation, molecular function: 3'-5' exonuclease activity; nucleic acid binding. Lineage: Eukaryota; Viridiplantae; Streptophyta; Magnoliopsida; Apiales; Apiaceae. The transcript has 8 exons. The record is from RefSeq and is a predicted model, not a curated record. The coding region runs from base 1 to 810 and encodes 269 amino acids.
AUGUAUUUUACUGCUAAUUUAGCGGUGGAUGCCCGUUACUUUGAGAAAGUUGAAGAGCUGCGUGACCGCUACUCCCUUGAAGGUUUUGACAAUGUAGAAGAACUUGAAGCAAGCCCCAGAGAUGCACGAUUUCUGUAUCUUGACGAGGAGGAACUAGAAGGCAUUAAGUGGGUUGAUGAUGCCCGUGAUUUGCAUGAUGCUAUUGGACACAUUGAGGGAUGUGAAGUUGUGGGGCUUGAUAGUGAGUCCAAACCUAUUUACAAAAAAGGAAUGAAGCAGAAGGUUUGUAUUCUGCAAAUUUCUGCAGAAAAAAUGGUCUAUAUCUUAGACUUAAUAAAGUUGUUUGAAGAUGUACCAGAUGUUCUAGACAACUGUUUGUCUCGCCUAUUUCACUCCAGGAUUCUGAAGCUUGGUUAUGACUUUGAGAAUGAUAUGAUGCAACUUGCCAUAUCGUAUGAAGGUUUGAAAUGUUUCCAGCACUGUGAGAGGCUACUGGAUUUUCGAAAUUCAUCCCAUAAACGCGGUGGUCUGUCUGGUCUGGCAAAGAAAAUCUUGGGAGCAGAAAUAGACAAAACAAGACGAGUAAGCAACUGGGAGCAACGACCUUUAACUCAGAAGCAGCUAGAAUAUGCUGCUCUUGAUGCUGCUGUACUCUUGAAAAUAUAUGCACAUCUUCCGGAUCAAGCAGAGUUCAAAGUGCGGGACUGGACAUCAGGCAUUGAAAAGGGACAUCACCUGGACAAGCCACCAGAGCCGAUGAAUGGAUCAGCUUCAGGUUGGAUUAUCGCGCCUUCAGGUUGGGAGUCAUAGAAUUCUUCAUCCUUCAAGCUGGCGGUUACAUUUUCUUUAUCUGUACAAAACUCAGUUAGCUCACAAGAACAAAUAAACCGCAAUCUUGUGAUAAAUAUGUUCAAGCAGAUCUAUAACAAAUUUCUCUAGUUGUAUCUGAUAGUUUUGGAUUAUGAUUAUCCCAUCGUCAUUUUUUUGUAUUAGGACAGAUUAUUGCACAUUGAAAAUUAAAUCAAUAGCCAAUCCUCUAUAUCAACAGGAGGAACAAAUAGAAUCGAGAAGAUAAGAAAUUUAAGAAAAAUUGUGUGAAAAAAUUUGA